Molecule: messenger RNA, 2751 nt
Organism: Scomber japonicus (chub mackerel)
Lineage: Eukaryota; Metazoa; Chordata; Actinopteri; Scombriformes; Scombridae
Gene: ubash3bb
Product: ubiquitin associated and SH3 domain containing Bb
Exons: 14
Coding region: 35-1966 (643 amino acids)
Molecular function (GO): protein binding
Source: RefSeq, a predicted model, not a curated record
CUUUGUGGACUGUGUUGGGCUUUUGUAGUGGACCAUGGCAGCCAAAGAGGACCUAUACAGUAAAAUCAUCCCGCGGAGGCUCCGGCAGAACCGCUCGGGCUCCGUCAAAUGUGGCUCCAACCUGGACGUACUGUUGUCCAUGGGCUUCCCGAGACCAAGGGCGCUGAAGGCUUUGGUAUCAACAGGAGGUCGGAGUGUGCAAGCAGCAUGUGACUGGCUGUUCUCCCACGUUGAUGACCCAUUCCUGGAUGACCCUCUGCCCAGGGAGUUUGUUCUCUACCUGCGACCCAGCGGGCCGCUGCAGAACCAGCUCUCCCACUUCUGGCAACAGAGUCGGGUCACAUGCGGCAAAAACAAAGCCCACAACAUUUUCCCGCACAUCACCCUCUGCCAGUUCUUCAUGUGUGCAGACCACAAAGCGGAAGCUCUGUGCGAGGCUCUCCAGGCCAGCGUGCAGCAGUGGCGGGGUCGCUUUCCCACACCGCUGCCCCUGGAGCUCUACACAUCCUCCAACUUUAUCGGUCUUUUCGUAGAGGAGCAGGUGGCUGAUGUCCUCAAGCAGUUUGCAGCCGACUUCGCCACAGAGGCCGCCAGGAAGGCAGAGGUCCACGUUGAGCCUCACAAGAAGCAGCUCCAUGUGACUCUGGCCUACAACUUCCCCUCCGAUCACCUCCCCUCACUGGAGAAACUGGCCAAGGGCAUUGAAGUCAAGCUUGGCUGUGAUUGGCUGGCCGUCCUCUUCUCCAGGGACAUUCGUUUUGCAAACCAUGAGACUCUGCGGGUGAUGUACCCCUACAUGCCUCAAAAUGAAGAUGAGCUGGAGCUGGUUCCUGGUGAUUUUGUCUUCAUGUCUCCGAUGGAUCAGAGCAGUACCAGUGAGGGCUGGGUGAAUGGGACCUCGCUCGCCACCGGGCUGUCUGGCCUGCUGCCCGAGAACUAUGUCAGCCUGGCUGAUGAGUCUGACACCUGGGUCUUCCACGGCUCCCAUUCAUUCUUCAGCUGCGGACCCUCUGACAAGACCAGCAAGGAGAGAGGGAUGUUUGACGGCCUGCUGGACAGCCGACGCCCCGAUAACACCAGUCCUGGAGACACACCUACCCUCAGUCUCAUCUGUCAUCCAAUGCAGCAGGUCCUGCGGAUGAGUGGCAGUCACUCUCGGCAGCCCAAGCGAACGCUUUUUGUGUGUCGGCACGGUGAGAGGAUGGAUGUGGUCUUUGGCAAACACUGGCUGUCCCUCUGCUCAGACAGUAAAGGUAGAUAUGUACGCUCCAAUCUGAACAUGCCUCCCAGUUUGCCGAUGUGGGGAGGACAGAGAGAUUACGACAUGGACGCUCCCAUCACUGUGACUGGAUGCACACAGGCACGACUAGUGGGUGAGGCCCUGUCAGAAAGCAACACAGUGUUAGAUUUUGUGUACUGCUCUCCCUCUCUGCGAUGUGUUCAGACAGCACAGAACAUACUGAGAGGUAUGCAGCAAGAAGGUAAGCUGAAGGUGCGAGUGGAACCGGGGCUCUUUGAAUGGACCAAAUGGGUUUCGGGGAGCUCCCUGCCUGCAUGGAUACCUCCUGCUGACUUGGCUGCAGCCCAUUUUAGUGUGGACACAACGUACAGACCUCUGAUCCCAAUCAGCAAGCUCACUGUGUCUGAAUCCUAUGAGAACUACAUGAGUCGGAGCUACCAAGUGACCAAAGAUAUCAUGUCAGACUGCAAAAACACUGGAAACAACGUGCUGAUUGUAGCCCACGCUUCUUCCUUAGAGGCCUGCACACGCCAGCUGCAGGGCCGCAGCCCACAGAGCGCCAAGGACUUCAUCCAAGUGGUCCGAAAGAUCCCGUACCUGGGCUUCUGCUCCUGCGAGGAGCAGGGAGACACAGGGGUGUGGCAGUUAGUGGACCCUCCCAUCCUCCCCCUCACACAUGGACCAAACCACACCUUUGACUGGAGGGAGACACUUCUGCAAGAAUGACAUCUGCCUGACCGCCCCCCCCCCCCCCCCCCACACCCCUACCCCGACCUGAUAAUACUGUACUCCCCACAGACUGCAGUAACAAGCUUCAGACCAGUGGCCCCAAAUACUGGAACUUUUCCCUUUCACUGUCUCGCAGCGAUAGUCAAAGAAGCUCUCUGUCUGAACUUGAGGAGCUGGUGAAUGGUUGGUGAACUGAUUCCAUCCCGCUGAUGCUGCUUUCAACAAUAAUUUAGCCACCUUUUUUUCUUUUUCUUUUUUUUUGCAAGCGUGAGGGAGUUCACUCGUGCAAUGAGAGUUUUCACUGGAAAUCCAGUAGAUGGAUCAUGUGUAUUUAUUGUCACCCCAGUCUCAGGUAGUUUUGUGAAAUUAGCAUGGUUUGCUCUGCUGCUGUGAAUGAUUAGUAAGAAAAAAGAAAAAAUUUUUUCCCAACAUGCAAGUAUUUCAUGGAAUAAGCAGGUCUACAGUAGUAGCGUGACACUGACGUAAUGCCAUUGAAAGCAAAUGUGUGGAAGUUGUAGAGUUGAGAUGUCUUUACUUUCAGCUUGGAUGACUCAGGUUCUGUUUCUAGCUCGUCAGUGAAGGUCUGAGUUCCCUGAAUACACAGAAAGCUAGUUUAUAUUUGUUCUACAUAUAUUUUAAAACUAAACAAAAGUUGGUUUACUCACCUCAUUUUAACCAUUAGCUGUGUGUGCAAAUCACUCAUUCACUCAUUCAUCAUGAUCAGCAGUAAGUUGAGUUUUCCAACACUUAUGAAUCAUCAUGAGUUGUGUCAUCACUAACAG